Eubalaena glacialis (North Atlantic right whale) is the source of this 789-nucleotide messenger RNA. RefSeq names its product U2 small nuclear RNA auxiliary factor 1 like 4 (gene U2AF1L4). Gene Ontology annotation, biological process: mRNA splicing, via spliceosome. Lineage: Eukaryota; Metazoa; Chordata; Mammalia; Artiodactyla; Balaenidae. The transcript is spliced from 9 exons. The coding region runs from base 111 to 782 and encodes 223 amino acids. The record is from RefSeq and is a predicted model, not a curated record. Gene Ontology annotation, cellular component: spliceosomal complex; U2AF complex. Gene Ontology annotation, molecular function: metal ion binding; pre-mRNA 3'-splice site binding.
ACAUAGUUGCAGGGUUCGGGUAAAAAUGGCCGAAUAUUUAGCUUCGAUAUUCGGGACUGAGAAGGACAAGGUUAACUGCUCUUUUUACUUUAAGAUCGGGGCCUGCCGGCAUGGGGACCGGUGCUCCCGGCUUCACAACAAACCGACUUUCAGCCAGGGCCCACCCUACCGCCCGGCUUUUUUCUUGUCGGACCUCUGCAGGUUCCUCCCCCAACCUUCAGGCCCUUCUCCCAGGAACUUGCCACGCCCCCACCAUAGUACUGCUCAACCUGUACCGGAAUCCACAGAACACCGCCCAAACCGCAGACGGAUCGCACUGUCACGUGAGCGACGUGGAGGUGCAAGAACACUAUGAUAACUUCUUCGAGGAAGUGUUCACGGAACUGCAGGAGAAGUACGGGGAGAUUGAAGAGAUGAAUGUGUGCGACAACCUGGGGGAUCACCUCGUGGGCAAUGUUUAUGUCAAGUUUCGGCGCGAGGAGGAUGCAGAGCGGGCAGUGGCUGAACUCAAUAACCGCUGGUUCAACGGGCAGGCUGUGCAUGCCGAGCUGUCUCCCGUCACUGACUUCCGGGAGUCGUGCUGUCGGCAGUAUGAGAUGGGGGAAUGUACCCGGGGUGGUUUCUGCAACUUCAUGCACCUGCGACCUAUCUCCCGCAACCUCCGGCGGCAGCUCUAUGGGCGGGGACCCAGGCGCAGGUCACCCCCAAGGUCCCAUACUGGCCACCGUCCCCGAGAAAGAAAUCGACGACGGUCCCCAGACCACCGGCAUGGCCGUUUCUGAGAUGCUG